Molecule: messenger RNA, 2275 nt
Organism: Neopelma chrysocephalum (saffron-crested tyrant-manakin)
Lineage: Eukaryota; Metazoa; Chordata; Aves; Passeriformes; Pipridae
Gene: SCG5
Product: secretogranin V
Exons: 6
Coding region: 322-948 (208 amino acids)
Biological process (GO): neuropeptide signaling pathway; regulation of hormone secretion
Cellular component (GO): secretory granule
Molecular function (GO): enzyme regulator activity
Source: RefSeq, a predicted model, not a curated record
CGCGCACAGGCGUAGCUGGGAAUAUUCCCAGCAUUGGGGUUUUCAGCCAUUUUUGCCUCAAAGACGUUUCCAGGUGCCUUCCGUCGAGCGGCUGGAGUGUUGGAGCAUCUUUAACUGUCUGGAGAAAUCGGACAGCUGUGCGUGUGUGAAGGACACACGGGUGGGCACCAGGGGGAAUCGAGGGGGUUUUGUUUAUCUAAGGGAUUGGAAGUGAUGCAUUUUAAUUAUUUUCUGAUGUGAGGGGAAAAGGAGCUUUGAGAAAACAAGCGUUUUAAUUGAAAUUCAGCCUCUCAAAGAGGACAAAUAAAAGUGGCUACCACUAUGAUAACUACCUUGUUUUGCAACAUGAUGUUUCUGCUGGCAUUUGGAUUGGCUUCAGCGUUUAGCCACAGCCCUAGAAUGCCUGACAGGGUUACUGAAGCAGAUAUACAAAGGCUCCUCCAUGGGGUUAUGGAGCAAUUGGGCAUUGCCAGACCCCGGGUAGAAUAUCCAGCACACCAGGCUAUGAAUCUUGUUGGUCCACAGAACAUUGAAGGUGGUGCACAUGAGGGUCUCCAGCACUUGGGUCCUUAUGGUAAUAUCCCAAACAUUGUGGCUGAGCUGACAGGUGAUAACGUACCAAAGGAUUUCAGUGAAGAUCAAGGCUAUCCUGACCCUCCAAAUCCCUGCCCUAUUGGAAAAACAGUUGAUGAUGGGUGUCUAGAAAACACCCCUGACACAGCAGAGUUCAGCAGGGAAUACCAGCUGCACCAACACCUUUUUGAUCCAGAGCAUGACUACCCCAACGUGGGCAAGUGGAGCAAGAAUUUACUCUUUGAAAAGAUCAGUGGUGGUCCAAAAAGAAGAAAGAGGAGUGUGAACCCCUAUCUGCAAGGACAGCGACUGGAUAAUGUUGUAGCAAAGAAGUCUGUUCCACAAUUUUCGGAUGAAGACAAAGGUCCUGAAUAAGUACAGUAAAAACGAAAGAUAAAAACUCAUGCCAUCCCCUGCUAGAUUGUAAUAUUGCUUAUAUAUAAUCAUCUAUGAAAAUCCUUGUGAAUGGCAGCAUGCUUAUUAUUUAUACGACUGUAGAUGAAAAACAGCUGUAUGUAUAACAGUAUGUUCUAGAUAACAAAAAUAUGGUUCUGCUUUUUGUUAAGUUACGGUAAAAGGACAUUUCUGUUGUUUUUAUUUUAGUCAUGGAGCAAACUUUAAAAAUGUUAGUCAUUUUAAUAGCUAACGUGAGGUAAAUGGUCCUAAUGAGCAGCUUGUAAAUAGGAAGAUGAAAAAAAUGCCCAAUCUGACUCCAGCAUUUAAUCUUAAAUGUUACUAUGUUUGACACAUGAAAAUUACAGUUUUAUGUUUUGUUCGCAAAUAUUGUUACUUAGCAAAGACAAAGUAUUUAUUUUACCAGAGAAUUUUGGCUUUUGGUCAUUUUAAUAAACAUUUAAGCAAUCUACAAGGUUUGCAAAGUGACAUUUCCAAAAUAUUUCAGUGGCUCAUUUGUCUCUGUUAUUGCUGUGCAAAUUUAAAAAUUAAAGAACUGCUUUUUGACUCUAUUCACUGGAAUAUUUUUCUGUUAGUUUUAAUCAUUCCUUAACUUUCCUGAACACUUGCACAUCUUUCUUCUUUAUCAACAAAACUGUUAUGUGGAAUCUCCCCCACUGUUCUUUGUCUUAGUAACAGUGGAAUUUGUGCAUUAUAGUGUUCUUAAAUUAUGCUUCCAGGGGAUAUUAUAAAUGAAGAUGGAGACAUUUGUCUGUGUUAAUAAGGUUAUAUCAACAACCUCUGAAUCUAAAUCCAGGUUAUGAAGGUCGUUACAGUUGAUCUUCUGAAAAAUUAUGCUACUCUAAUAACACUGGCAGCUAUCAUUGCUCUUAAAGUUGUUCCGGGAAGCUUAAAUUGCCUUUUUGCCCCUAGGAGAUUGAAGAACUUUAUAUUCCACAGUUCUCCCUUUCUGAAAGAGGAGAAUAUAAAAUUACCUAAAAUUUUUUAUUUUCAGAAUACAUCUGAAUAUUUAAAGCCAUGUGCACGGAGCAUUGGAAUUAUGGAAAAGAGCCUUAAUUUACAGCUUUGAACUUGAAGUCUGUGGAAAAAGAAGUAGUUUCCUUUCCCAUCCUACAGAAAAACACAGUAAAAUAAUGAUGACCCCUUAGAUAAAAAACAGAUAAGAAACUAAAGUUCCUAGCUAACAAGAUUAAAGUUAACAGGAUGGCACAAAUAUGACUGUCAAUAGCAUUUGCUUUUUUUGUCCUACCACUUGGUGAUAAGUUAUGUAUGUAGAGAGUUGGCCCUC